Molecule: messenger RNA, 1728 nt
Organism: Dujonia railenensis
Lineage: Eukaryota; Fungi; Ascomycota; Pichiomycetes; Serinales; Debaryomycetaceae
Source: the annotation of a GenBank genome assembly
AUGCGUAUAAAUUCAGCAGAUGAAUUAGAAGUCUGCGAGGAGGUUGGAAGAGGUGCAUUUGGUAUCGUUUAUCGAGGUUUGAUCAAAUCAACUAAUGAAGAAGUUGCCAUAAAACAAAUAGAUUUGGAAAAUGAACAUGCUGACUUAAUUGAAGUCAACAAAGAAAUCCAGAUAAUCUCUGAGUGUCGUAUACCCCAGAUUACCCAAUUCAAAGGAUGUUUUGUUAAGCAAUACAAGUUAUGGGUCAUCAUGGAGUAUGUUAAUGGUGGAAGUUUAUUUGACUUGUUGAGGCCGGGUCCAGUACAGAACGAAUUCGCUAUUCUGGCAAUUGUAAAAGAGAUUUUGAUUGCAUUACUUUAUUUACAUAACCAAGGAAAGAUCCAUAGGGAUCUUAAAUCACAGAACAUCCUUUUGAAUAGACUAGGCGAGGUUAAAUUGACAGAUUUUGGAGUUUCCACUCAAUUAUCAUCCAAUUUCAGUAGAAGAAAUACGACAGUAGGGACUCCCUUUUGGAUGGCUCCUGAAGUCAUUCUAAACAAUAACGGUGGGCACCUGUUCAAAGCGGAUAUCUGGUCUUUGGGGUGUUGCAGUUAUGAGUUGUUUACUGGGAAACCACCGUUGCAAAACGCAUUUACACCCAUGAAAGCCCUCAGACAAAUAUCUAAGUGCCAGGCAGAUCAAGAUUUCAUUCAGUUAAUCGGAUUGAAUGAGAUGACUGAGAUUUCAAAUUGCUUUAAAGAUUUCCUCUAUCAGUGUUUUCUCGUGGAUCCGAAGGAAAGAUCAAGUGCAAUGAAAUUGUUGAAACAUAAAUUUAUUACUCAAUAUUCGAAUAGCAAAUCAGAGGCUAACAAAAGUAAGGAAUUGAAGAAAUUAAUUACAAGAAAGCAGCUUUGGGAUCAAGCUCAUCAUGUUUCUAAGGUUCAGAACUUCUAUGUUCCUACUGAGAUAAAAUUAAACCAGAACCGAUGGAGUGAUGAUAAACAAACGGAACCUUCCCAGCAAAACCAACCUAAGACAAUACACUUUGACAUGAGCCUGAUAAUUUGUGACCCUCUGGUAGAUGGUGCUGCUGGUGAAGCAGGAAUGGUGAGUCUCCUGGCUUAUAGAGAUUUAACACCUCCAACUUCAGAGGGCACUGGGAAUUCGACUCCUGCUUCCAAAACAACAUCUGCAACUUCAACAUCCACUCCUCCUCCAAACCAUUCCAAAGAGCAAUCGCCAAAAGAUACACCUUUACAGCUUCAUUAUAACUCGCUUACAAGGAUAAGUACCAGGCAAGAAAACAUCAAGAAAAACCUUCAACCGGAACUUCACAAAAUAAUAAAUAAGGUAUUCUACAAGCUUGAGUCUAAGAACAACUUACUCACAUCACAGUAUGACUCGCUUGUUGCUCUUAACGACAAUAUAAUCUCACUCGUGUCGUUUAUUCAGGAUUCUUCUGCAACAGCUACUUCGUCAUCUUCUUCACCGCAGGACAAGGGCAGUAGUCCCAAAGUCUUAAUAUGUCUGUAUCUCAGGUACUUCAUCAAAGAACUAAUGAGAGAAGGACCAAGUGAAGGAAGAACUAUGCUACAAAAAUUAAUAAUACCGCUGGUAAUAGAAGCAAAGGGCUUGGCCACUAUCUCAGGUAGAAGCUCUUCUAAUAAGUUGUCCUCUCUGGGCCCUACUCAAUUCGAUGAAAUUGAGCAGAGCCUCAUGGAGAGCUGGAUAGAAAAAAUGAAGGAAUAA